UACGUUCCUGCUCUCGUGGUUCCACUAUCAAACUGUGCGAUUACACUACCGGCUCGUUCAGUUCAGAUGUUUGGCUGUGAAACCACUUAAAAGUAGACUGAAUUACACUCUGCCCACAAACUCAGAAGGUUAUCAAUCCAAAACCCAGUUACACAGAAUGUCUCACUGUCUACGGAUAGUUUAGAUUUAUGCGCUUGCACAUACUUCCGCCUUUCUUCUUCUUACGUACUGUCCUUCCGACUUGCAAUGUAACGAAAGUUGGUGUUUCUGCAGGCAUGCAGUCAUUAAGUACAUUUCGAACGAUCUGUAAAACAUUCUCUACGUGAUUAAAGUGAUCUUUCAUGAAAAUUACCAAAGUGAAACUUUGAACUUUUAAGCUUUUCUGCGCACGUUUGUGAAAUUCGGCAAGUGAUUUUGCUAGUUAUUGUGACUUUUCCUUGAAGUGCAUUGAGUGAAUCAAGUACAUAUGAUAGAAUCUGGUGUUGAAAAUACUUGGUUGGAUUUAUUAUUAAACAAAAUAACCUGUUUCAACGGCAGUCGGCACCUAAAAUUCGCCGAGAAUUUUGCUUUUUGUCUGUCCGAAGAAAUAAUGUUAACUCCGGUUUCUUUUUAAGGUUCUGGUAAACAGCUGAGACAACUGGCGUGUAUCCCAAAACUACGUCAAAAUGGAACUCAUUUCAAUCGACGAGGAGUUGAAGAAAAACCCGAAACUGACGCUGGAGGACAUAAAAUCUUUGAGAGAUUGGAUUGAGCAAGAAGGGACUGCGCCCAGGACAAUAUCAGAUGUGCAGUUAGCUCUGUUCUUACAUUGCUGCGAUUACGAUUUAGAUACAACGAAGAAAAUCAUCAAACUUAAUUACAGAUGGCGCGCUGAGCAGCCAGACUACUUCACAAAGCGAAAUUUUCAAUUAGACACCCGACUUGUGCAAACCUUGGAUGUCAUAAGUUACAUGAUUUCACCGAAUCGAUCCAGCUCAGGCGAGCUAAUUCUGUUGGUCCGAGUCCACGACAAUAUAGACAUGAAAAAUUUUGACUUUCUGGGGGUAGUAAAACUGUUCUUCAUGUUCAUGGAUAUGGCACUUGUGCAUUACGGGACCAGUAACGGCGUCGUUAUCAUCUACGACUGUGAACCACUUAACUUCUCCAUCGUCCGCCGAGUGCAAGUUGGAGCGCUUAGAACACUUUUCUUCUAUAUCCAGGAGGCUGUUUCCUUCAAAGUGAAUGCAAUUCACUUUUUGAAUAUUAAUGGAGCUUUCAACUUUCUAUUUGAUUUAUUUAAACCACUUGUCAUCGCUAGUUUAAGAAAUAAACUACACUUACACAGACCAGGAUCGACAACCCUUUACGAUCAUUUAACCCCUAACUUAGUGCCUAAACAAUUCGGUGGAGAAGAUGAGUCAACUCUCGAACAGAUGCAAGAGAAAAGCAAGGAGCUUCUUAAAACAUUUGAGCCUUGGUUUAAACAAGAAGAGGAAUCACUUGUGACGUUCAUGCAAGGUUUGAAGUUAGAAAAACAGCAAAGUGGCGGUUGGUUUUUUUAGACGGUUAAACUUUAAUUGGAAGAUCCCUCCUUCGGGUCUUUGAUCUCAACGACAACCCUUAAUGAAAGAGAGAAACCUCAAGAGAGGAAUACCUGAUAAAAUUGUCAGACCAUGGAGUCAGAAUGUAACAUGACACUACACUGCUCUGCACGUAAUGCAGAAUACCAAAUUAAGAGUAUAUCUCUUUCAUCUUGAACGAAGAAAUUGAAAAGUUAUGCAUUCAAUUCUUUCUCUACCUCAAUAGGGCUUCGUCUCCACGUAAUGUUUUCAUGCGAUUUGUACGGGGGAAAGUUUCUCUUGCAAAGUUGGGACAAAUAUUGACUGACUCAAUAUUAAUUGCAAUGUCAGGUAAGAUCCAUAUACUACUUGGAGACAUCAAAGACCAACUGAGAGCUGGAGAGGUGAAAGCAAAUCGUGCAAUAAUUUGUUGUUUAGUCAAUUGCUCGUUUCUCCUUUAUUCAAAUAAUUUGCUCGAUCGUUGAUUGGGUUAAAUUAUUAUUUUAAUGCCAUUUAAAUACUUGAUUUUUACUAAAACUUCCUGAGCUAGCUUAUUGCAGGAACUAGAGAGCCUUGUCCUGUGGAGACAGUUACUGUGAAAAAUCUUCUAAGUUUCAUUCCAAUGAUUCAACUCUGGGACAAAUCUCAUGAAAACGUCCCAAUGAGACGAGGCCUAAGCAUUUACAGUUCUUAGAGGACCACAAGACAAGGCGCUAAUUUGGACACUUUGAUACAUGUUUUCUCUUCAAAACUUCACGCAGAACAGAAAAAAGACGAAAGUAAUAAUAAUAAAAAAAUUAAAAUUGUAUUUAUGUAGAAAA
This is a messenger RNA of Bemisia tabaci, 2359 nucleotides long. RefSeq names its product alpha-tocopherol transfer protein. The record is from RefSeq and is a predicted model, not a curated record. Lineage: Eukaryota; Metazoa; Arthropoda; Insecta; Hemiptera; Aleyrodidae. Gene Ontology annotation, molecular function: phosphatidylinositol bisphosphate binding. Gene Ontology annotation, cellular component: membrane.